AUGCUGAAUCCACGCCGCGCCCUCAUUGCGGCGGCCUUCAUCCUUGCCGUCUUUUUCCUCCUCUCCCGAUCACACACGUCAACCUCGAGCGCCCCCAGCUCAUCCGAGCGCCACGAUGCACAGGCAGAGGCGGCCGCAGCAGCAGCCGCAGAAGCAGCCGCCAGCCAGCAGCGAGCGGUCCCGCCGCCUCCUCCGCAGAAGCCCAUGAUUGACAUGUCGGGCAUGUCAACGUACGAGAAGCUCGACUACGCGUACUCGUACGACAUCGAGUCCAAGUUCCCCGCCUACAUCUGGCAAACAUGGAAGCACACACCGGGCGAGGGCGAUUUCGAGUUCCGCGAGCAGGAGGCCUCGUGGUCAAUUGAGCACCCUGGCUUCAUCCACGAGGUCAUCACCGACUCUGUGGCCGCCACUCUGCUCCAGCUGCUGUACGGGAGCAUCCCCGAGGUACUGGAGACAUACCACGCCCUGCCAUUGCCCGUUCUCAAGGCCGACUUCUUCCGCUACUUGAUUCUGUACGCGCGCGGCGGCAUCUACUCUGACAUUGACACCUACGCCAUCAGGAGCGCUCUUGAGUGGAUUCCCCAGCAGAUUCCCAAGGAGACUGUUGGUUUGGUUAUCGGCAUCGAGGCGGACCCCGACCGCGCCGACUGGGCUGACUGGUACAGCCGUCGCAUCCAAUUCUGCCAAUGGACAAUCCAGGCCAAGCCCGGCCAUCCCGUGCUGCGCGACAUCAUCAGCCGAAUCACAAAUUCGACGCUGACUCUGAAAAAGGCGGGCAAGCUCUCCAGCUUCAAGGGUAACGACGUUGUGGACUUGACCGGCCCGGCCGUGUGGACAGACACCAUCAUGGACUACUUCAACGACGAGCGCUUCUUUGACAUGGAGCACAGCAAGGGAAAGAUUGACUAUCGCAACUUUACCGGCAUGGAGACGAGCAAGCGAGUGGGAGACGUUGUGGUUCUGCCCAUUACGAGCUUCUCGCCCGGUGUUGGCCAGAUGGGCGCCAAGGAUUACGAUGAUCCCAUGGCCUUUGUAAAACACGAUUUUGAGGGAACAUGGAAACCCGAAAGCGAAAGACAUAUCGGCGAAAUCCAACAGGAGCUUGGAGACCUGCAGCUGGUGGAAGACGGACAGCAAAUAUGA
Trichoderma atroviride IMI 206040 is the source of this 1146-nucleotide messenger RNA. RefSeq lists its product as uncharacterized. Gene Ontology annotation, cellular component: mannan polymerase complex. The record is from RefSeq and is a predicted model, not a curated record. Gene Ontology annotation, biological process: protein N-linked glycosylation. NCBI's taxonomy places the organism in Eukaryota, Fungi, Ascomycota, Sordariomycetes, Hypocreales, Hypocreaceae. Gene Ontology annotation, molecular function: alpha-1,6-mannosyltransferase activity.